Chlorella variabilis is the source of this 1390-nucleotide messenger RNA. RefSeq lists its product as hypothetical. Bases 47 to 1390 code for a protein of 447 amino acids. Gene Ontology annotation, molecular function: ATP hydrolysis activity; ATP binding; single-stranded DNA binding. NCBI's taxonomy places the organism in Eukaryota, Viridiplantae, Chlorophyta, Trebouxiophyceae, Chlorellales, Chlorellaceae. Gene Ontology annotation, biological process: double-strand break repair via homologous recombination; DNA replication. The transcript has 9 exons. Gene Ontology annotation, cellular component: MCM complex; nucleus. The record is from RefSeq and is a predicted model, not a curated record.
UGGAGGCGCGCAGGCUGUACCAGUGCAGCCGGUGCAAGCACAGGAGAUGAGGUGGAAGGUGACCGGGUGGGUGAUCCGCCAGUUUGGGCCCAUGGUCCCCGGCAUGCGCUGCCAGGUGGGGCUGGCGCUGCAGGCCACCAGCCUGACCGUGGCUGGGGAGCGCAAGGCUGAGGUGGAGGUGACGCCCGAGGCCGCCCACGCCUUUGCGCGCUUCUGGCAGGCGCAUGCGGGCUGCCCGCUGAUGGGGCGCAACAAGAUUGUGGCCAGCGUGUGCCCCGAGCUGCACGGCCUGUUCCACGUCAAGCUGGCCACGCUGCUGAUGCUGGUGGGCGGGGUGGCGCGGCGCGACCCCGGCGGCACCCGCAUACGCGGCCAGGCGCACAUGCUGCUGGUGGGGGACCCGGGCACAGGCAAGAGCCAGUUCCAGCGCUACGUGGCCAAGCUGGCGCCGCGCGCCGUGCUGACCAGCGGGCGCGGCUCCACGGCGGCGGGCCUCACGGCAGCGGCGGUGCACGACGGCGGCGGCUGGGCGCUGGAGGCGGGUGCGCUGGUGCUGGCUGAUGGAGGGGUGUGCCUCAUCGACGAGUUUGACGGCAUCGCGGAGAGGGACAGGGCCAGCAUCCACGAGGCCAUGGAGCAGCAGACGACGUCGGUGGCCAAGGCGGGCAUGAUGGUGUCCCUCAACACGCGGGCGGCGGUGUUUGCGACGUGCAACCCGGGGCGCAACCAGCGCUACAACCCGCGCCUGCCGCUCGCCUCCCAGCUCAACAUCGGCGGCCCCCUGCUGAGCCGCUUCGACAUCGUCAUCCCGCUGCUGGACCAGGCAGAGCCCGGCCGGGACGAGGCCGUGGCCGACCACCUGCUGCACACGCACCAACGCCGCGGAGGUAGCCAGGCGGCAGCGGCCGGCGGCGGCGGCGCGCGGCAGCGGCAGGCGGAGGCGGAGGCGGCAGAGGGCUGGCCGCUGGCCACCCUGCGCCAGUACCUGCAGUGGUGCCGCUCCUCCUUCCGCCCCACGCUGGGGCGCGACGCCGAGCAGCUGCUGUCCGCCCACUUCCGCGCGCGGCGUGCCGCGGAGGGGCGCCAGGCCAGCCGCACCACGGUGCGCAUGCUGGAGAGCCUGGUGCGGGUGGCGCAGGCGCAUGCCCGCCUCAUGGCGCGCAGCCAGGUGGGCCUGCAGGACGCGGUGGUGGCGGUGUGGCUGCAGGAGGCCGCCUGCGUGGACAGCCAGUCGGCGGCGGCGGCGCACGCGGCGGCGGCGGCCGCGGACGCCCAGAGCUUCCCCGACGACCCAGACGCGCAGUACGGCAGGCUGCAGGAGGCGGUGGUGGGCGCGGUGAUGGGCGGCGGCGACGGUGGCGCGCCCCCGGACUGCUACCUGGAGUACUGA